CUCUUACUCGCCUACAGGAAGCGACGAGCCCAAAACACGGCGAAUUGUCUAAAAGUACCGCUCCGAUCCUGUCCCUCCGCGCUGCAUCCACAUUUACGCACUUCUAGUCCAACCCUGGGCUCCAAAACCAGCCGAAACACAACGCGUAACCGUCCUUAAAAGAGUUACGUGGCAUUACCGUAAGCAUGCGUUUUCCAUGAAGUUUUAUCUCACCUGCUCGAGACGCAGCGCACGAGGCUUUAGUUCACUCCAGUCAUGGCCCAGACCUCCAGUAUCCCCUAUGAGCCUGUGGCAGAGAUCGGGGGCGGGGCUUAUGGGACGGUGUAUAAGGCGAGGGACACGACGAGCGGAGAGUUCGUGGCUCUGAAAAGUGUCCGAGUCCAGACCGACCAGAACGGACUCCCCAUCAGCACCGUGAGGGAGGUGGCGCUGCUCAGGAGACUAGAGCAGUUUGACCACCCCAACGUCGUCAGAUUAAUGGACGUUUGUGCGACCCAGAGAUCGGACCAAGAGACUAAAGUCACUUUAGUGUUUGAACACGUUGACCAAGAUCUGAAAACAUACCUGGAGAAAGCGCCCCCAGCUGGACUCUCCCCAGAACGCAUUAAAGACAUGAUGAGGCAGCUGUUGUGCGGUCUGGUGUUCCUUCAUUCGAACUGCGUGAUCCACCGAGACCUGAAGCCUGAGAACAUCCUGGUCACGAGUCAAGGGCAGAUCAAACUCGCCGACUUCGGGCUGGCAAGGAUCUACAGCUGCCACAUGGCCCUCACUCCAGUGGUGGUGACUUUGUGGUACCGCCCCCCAGAGGUCCUCCUCCAGUCCAGUUACGCAUCUCCCGUCGACGUGUGGAGCACUGGCUGCAUCUUCGCUGAGAUGUUCAGGAGAAAGCCUUUGUUUUGUGGAGAUUCAGAAGUGGACCAGCUCAACAAGAUUUUUGAUGUGAUCGGGCUGCCCUCAGAGGAGGAGUGGCCGUCUGACGUGACACUCUCCAGGAAAAACUUUCGCCCGGUUCCUCCUCGACCGAUCACCGAAGUCGUCCCGGAGAUCGACUCACAGGGCGUCCAGCUAUUACUAAAAAUGUUGACUUUUGACCCGUUCGCGCGGAUAUCAGCCGUGAACGCACUCGAGCACCAGUAUUUCAAGGACGAGGAGACGGCGACAGAAACGACGGAAACGAUGAAAGCGACGAAAACGACGAAAUGAGCGGCGCCCGAACACGUCGCGGAGGAGCCAGUCUUUGGACGCGCCGCGGAGGGUUCGGCUGCGUUGUUAGUCCAGUGCCUUUAAAACACGCUUAGAUCGUUCAUGUUGUUCUUGUGUUUUUUUGUUUUGUUUUUUUUAUUCUUAGAUUUUUAUUAUUCAAGAAACAUCAAGGACCAAAUGUAGAAGUACGUAUUCGAAUUCACUGUUGAAGGCCAGAAUGGUUUGGAAUGGUUGAUGCCACUUUCCCGCUGAGUGAUAUGGUAAAGGUUGGGUCCAUUUAUCAUAAGGGCAGCCUCAGUAUUUUUAUACUAGAUAGUAAUCCUAGCUGAUAUUUGUACAUGUAGAUUAAGGUUGGCAUUAGUCUCCCGGUAAAGUUAAGGUCAACUUUACUGCCCCCAUAGGGAUAUUAUUGGUCCUUUUGCAUUUGACCCUUCAGCCAUAGCGUUUGUCCACCGAUCCAAACGUUGACGGUCCAAGUCGCGUACUAAACGACAUAAACACCCUUGGUGGAGCGGUGCGAUUCCCGUCGUUGUGGCCUUGCGCAAGGCGCUUAAAGGCAAGGCAAGGCAAGUUUAUUUGUAUAGCACAAUUCGUACACAAAGUAAUUCAAAGUGCUUUACAGAAUAAGAAAUACAUUAAAAUCAUAAUAAAAACAAAUCAAAACAUAAAUAAUCAUGAAGAUUAAAAUUUUAAAAAAGAGAGACAUAAAUUGGAGACAAGAGUGCGGAAUGAAAACCUUUCAGUUAUAUGCACAGUUAAACAGAAAUGUUUUGAGUCUGGAUUUAAACAGCGUCACAGAAGAGGCCUGUCUCACAUGUUCAGACUGUUCCAGGUUUUAGCUGCAUGAACCUGAAACGCUGACUCCCCUUGUUUAGUCCUGACUCUGGGCACCAGCAGGAGGCCGGUCCCUGAGGUCCUCAGAGUGCGAGAUGGUUCAUAUGACACUAACAUGUCACAGAUGUACUUUGGUGCUCGGCCAUGGAGAGACUUGUACACAAGUAGAGCUGAAAGAGACAGUCCGGAAUUUUGGACAUAGGGGGCAGAGUGUUGGAGAUGUACGGAGACACUUUUUUAAAUAUUCCAUCCAGUCCUUGUAUUUGCAGAGGUCACUGGUGCUAGGCUAGUGAAUGUCAAUGGCCAUAGUUAGCCUGCCACUUAAACAAAACAAAAAAAUUCUUCAUUGUUUCUUAGAUUUUGUGUUUAAAUGAAUAAUGGAAAAAAACGGAUGUUGUUGUGGUGUAGUCCUGUUUUAGUUCUGGUUCAGUCCUGGUUCAGUCCGGCAUCGCAGUUUAAGUCACGGAAACGGGAAACGGCCGUUAUCCGUUUUUUCCAUUAUUCAUUUAAACACAAAAUCGAAAACUGAAAAAAAUGAAUCGUUAUCUGGUUUUGGAGACAAAUGAAGAAAAUGGUUGUUUUUUUAUUUUUAGUUUUAUUUUGAAAAACGAAUGAACCCAGGACACACUGGAGGGAUUAUGUCUGUAGGCUGGCAUGGGAACGCCUUGGAGUCCCCCCGGAGGAGCUGGAGGACAUGUCUGUGGUGAAGGAAGUUUGGGAGUCCCUGCUUAGGCUGCUGCCCCUGUGACCCGGCCCCGGAUAAGUAGAAGAAAAUGGAUACACGGAUUGUUUGAUCCUGGUUUAGACUUGAUGUAGCCCUGGUGUAGUCUUAGUUUAGUCCUAGUUUAGAUAAAAUUUGUCAAAAAUAGGGACACCUUUUCACAUUUCUUGUAUAAAACUGGGACAAAUCACUGGUUUUGGAUAAACCUGCUGGGACGGGGGACACCAGAAUCAAAACUGGGACUGUCCCGGGUAAAUGGGGAUGUUUGGUCACCCUAUGCCUGUGUUAAAUGUGUUCGCAGCAGUGAAUGAGUGAGUGUGUCAGAAGUAACCUGGUCAAUACUCUAACUUGUUGGUCGGACUAUUGAUACAUUGCAGUAACUGGGAGUGUUCUGCAUGUAUGUCUAUAGCGGGAUGUUAAGCAGUUACCGUGUUGACAAAUGUGCAUUGCUAAUAUAGUCUGAACCUUAUGAAAAACACAAAUUGAUGACCUGGUGGCAUAUGUUUGGUGGCAUCUGCUGCAGAGAAUCAACUGUGGCUGUUUUAAGGUGAAUUAAUUAAUUUAAAAGAAUGUCCAAACUCCACAAAAACAUGCCGCACAUUCCAGAAAUUAAAUUCAGAAUGAGGAAGGAGUCGUCACGCUGCCUAAAUGACUUCUGAUUUAUGAAUGGAAGCACAAGAUAUCGUUUCUGAUGUCGAUCUGUGGCGUUAUGUGGACAAAAAACUGAUAACUUGACUGAUCAAAUCCAUAUCGUACCAUUCCUCGUUUCGUUAAGCCAUUCUUCCUGUAUUUUCAUUUGUACCUAAAGCAGCGUUGUCUAUGGGCCAAACUCGGCAGACUACAAUAUCUGUUUUUAGAAAGUGGACCAAAUUGACUCUUGGGACUCGGAACCAAGAAAAAGUAGUUCAGUGGAAUACAGUGGAGUUUUUGUACGUUUGAAUAGUAUUUUGCUUUGAAAUCUUGCCUGUUCUGACCCAAUCUGUACCAUAUCACUCUGAAGUUAACAAGCAUCCAUCUAGACUGAUUUCUUAACAUUAAAAUGCCUUUUAGUGUUUUUAGCCAGUAAAAAUCAAAAACAAAGUUGCCAUAGUGGUUUGUCGAACGUAGCUGCUCAGAUUUUACUUUUUAUGUUUUUAAUGUUUUAUGGUUCAAGUUAAAGCAUCAUGAAUCUGCAGCGCAAAAAAAAAAAAUCACGUAUUUUUAAAAGCAAAAAAGCUCAAUUAAACGCACAACAGAACCUCAUAUAUUCUGACAAGGCCUUAAGCAACACACACAAAAACAUUGUCAUUUCUUGAUGUAGCCAGGCACAAGUUAAUGCAAGAGUCAAUGGAUUUUAGAGUUCAGAAUCAAAUCUGCACUGAUCAGCCAUUAUUAUCUUUAUUAUCAAUAUUAUUAAUAUUAUUAUUAUUGUUAUUUUUAUUGUUGUUCUGAUCACUUGGGGAUUGUGUGAACUUUUUGAUUUCAAAAUUGGAAGUGAAAUUAUUAGUGAAGUUAAUUAGUGAAGAUGAAACUGAGGGCUAAGAGAACUAGAUCAGAGCUUCUCCAAUCUGAUGUUGGAGAUCUGGUUCGGGCCUGGGUUAAAGCAUGAGUUGGACCUGGUUUAGACUUUGUUUAAUCCCGAGUUAGACCUGAGUUGCACCUGGUUUAGGCCUGAGUUGCACCUGGUUUAGGCCUGAGGUGCACCUGGUUUAGGCCUGAAUUGCACCUGGUUUAGGCCUGAGUUGCACCUGGUUUAGGCCUGAGUUGGACCUGGUUUAGACUUGGUUUAAGCCUGAGUUAGACCUGAGUUGGACCUGGUUUAGGCCUGAGUUGCACCUGGUUUAGGCCUGAGUUGCACCUGGUUUAGGCCUGAGUUGGACCUGGUUUAGACUUGGUUUAAGCCUGAGUUGGGCCUGGUUUUGGCUUGGUUUAAGCCUGAGUUGGGCCUGGUUUUGGCUUGAGUAUGGAUUUAAGCCAGGACUAACCCCGGUCUGAUUUAAACCUGUCUUAGCCCUGGUUUAGUCCUGAGUUAGACUUGGCUUAGACCUGAGUUAGAACUGUUUUUCCUCCUGUCUUAGUCCUGGUUUAAAUCCUGGUUUAAACCUGACUUAAAUCUGGUUUGGUCCUAGUUUAGACCUGGUUUAGUCCUGUCUUAAAUCCUGAGUUAAAUCUGGUUUAGAUCUGGUUUAGGUUUGAGUUUUACCUGGGAUAGAUCUGGUUUAGUUCAGUUCUUGCGGGACAGUUUCACUUUGCAGUGGCCAGCAGCAGUCCUGCUUUAGUUCUGUGUCAGACCAUUUUUGUCCUGGGUUAGGCCUGGGUUAGGCCUGGUUUAGACCUGGUUAGACCUGGUUUAGACCUGGUUUAGACCUGGUUUAGACCUGGUUUCAGACAUUUCUUGUUCUGCAGGUGGUCAUAACGUAGUGGCUGAUCGGUGCGCAUUAUAACCUUUAUUUACAUCAAACUGAACUGAUAUGAAAUAAAUUGACCUUUGACCUUUCCACUAUGUUUCCAUAUUUUGAUGUUCACUUGUAUGUUGAUAUUCUGCCAAACCCAUGUAAAACCAGCCGUCACUGCCAAAAGACACAGCAGACUGUAAUUCUAUUCACUAACUGUAGUCCAAUACAUGCAACUGUUUGACCAAAUUCUGUGAAAUCACCUGAAUUUAAACAUAUUCUGUGAAAAUGUCUUUAUUUUACUACUAACAAUAAAAUGCAAGAAACACAA
Messenger RNA from Boleophthalmus pectinirostris (great blue-spotted mudskipper), 5461 nucleotides. It is a transcript of the gene cdk4, whose product is annotated as cyclin-dependent kinase 4. The transcript is spliced from 8 exons. The coding region runs from base 256 to 1203 and encodes 315 amino acids. The record is from RefSeq and is a predicted model, not a curated record. Gene Ontology annotation, cellular component: cytoplasm; nucleus; cyclin-dependent protein kinase holoenzyme complex. Gene Ontology annotation, biological process: signal transduction; G1/S transition of mitotic cell cycle; protein phosphorylation. Lineage: Eukaryota; Metazoa; Chordata; Actinopteri; Gobiiformes; Gobiidae. Gene Ontology annotation, molecular function: cyclin-dependent protein serine/threonine kinase activity; cyclin binding; ATP binding.